AGAGAGUAGAUUCGAUUUUUGGAAAGAUAGAUCGCAUUGUUGGGGAUAUUACAGAUAGCUGGAAAGAUGGUUGACAAGUUUGUGGGGACCUGGAAAAUGACUUCCAGCGAUAACUUUGAUGACUACAUGAAAGCUUUGGGUGUUGGCUUCGCGACCCGACAGGUGGGAAACCGCACCAAGCCCAGUCUCAUCAUCAACAUGGACGACCAAGGAAUGAUCUGUGUGAAAUCCCAGAGCACUUUCAAAACGGUUGAAAUUAAAUUCAAACUCAACGAGCCUUUCGAGGAAACAACCGCCGACGACAGAAAAACAAUGACCGUUUUUACUCUUGAAAAUGGCAACCUUGUGCAAAAACAGAACUGGGACGGCAAAGAGACGACAAUCGAGAGAGAGGUGACUGGUGAUGGAAAGUUGAUAGCGAAAUGCGUGAUGGGGGAUGUGGUUGCGGUGAGGACAUACGUGAAGGAGGCGUGAUGGGUCUCGUGACCAUUUGUUCCUCGAUGAUUGGAUAACGACAGGCUCAGUUCAAUGAGCAGCAAAUGAGCAGCACAGCUGCACGUAUUUGCUCAUAUUCUUUAUUGUAUUGCCAACGCAUAUUUAUGCAUUGUACUACUCUAAUAUGAUACAUUUGGUUAUAAACAUUGUUUUGAUUUGAAUUAAAACCUUAACAUUG
Molecule: messenger RNA, 673 nt
Organism: Salvelinus sp. IW2-2015
Lineage: Eukaryota; Metazoa; Chordata; Actinopteri; Salmoniformes; Salmonidae
Product: myelin P2 protein
Biological process (GO): fatty acid transport
Cellular component (GO): cytosol; nucleus
Molecular function (GO): fatty acid binding
Source: RefSeq, a predicted model, not a curated record